UCCGGCGUCCAUAUCGGCUCCCUCACCGUCACACCAAUAGACACACGAAGGCACCAGAGACACAGAGGCGUGGCGUGUCUUGGGGUGAUGACGGGGCGUGUGGCUGUGGCGGCGGUGCUCCUGCUGCGUCUUGGAGGCGCCCACGGCACCAGGGACUGUAAGGAACUUCAUGAAGUGGUGGUCGUCAGUGAAGGAGGGAAGGAGACAAUUUGUGAGGAGAGACGAGAAACAGGAAGAUAUAGUGAGUCGACAACAGUGUACGUGAAGCCGGGAGAUGACUUCAAGGGAGUUAGUCUUGAAGUGACAGAAAAGCUAUUCUCUGCACAUCUUCAAAAAGCCUGGUUUGGCCUAAACAAGUGUUACAGCGACAACAAGUGGAUCAAAUUGAAGGUGAAUGUGGAAGCAACGAAUAUAUUGAACACAAUUCUGCAUUUCACCCUAAACAUUGAAGGAUACAAAGGAAGAUGCACGAGGAAAACAACAUGGAACAAAUUCAUCACUGGCUUUAGUAUUGUGGCUCACGGCUCUUCCAACUGGACAAGCACAGCCAAAGAAACGGGCGACAGAUGUCAAGGUCCGGAAGAAUUCACGAACCUGCAGAACCCAAACACCUGCACGGAUCCGCCCGACCCUAUCACCACCAGCACCACAUCAACACCACCACCUCCAGUGGUGAUAGCGGUGCCGAUAGCGGUGGUGGUGGCGGUGAUCCUGGCCAUUGUGGUGUGUGUGACCUACCGGAGGCGACGACGUGGACAGGGAGAGGGGCAGGAGAUCCAGUAUCAUCCACAGUCCUCUCCAGCCUCACCGGAGAUAGGUUCAGUGCACAUCAUGGAGAACAGUCUGUAUGAACCCUUCCCCGGCCCCGUGACCCCCGCCGCCAGGGAACAGCAAGGGACGGUGGUCGUGGAGAACAGUCUGUACGAACCACUACCCGGCUCACUGACAGCGGCCGCCAGGGAACAGCAGGAGAUUGAAGUCGUGGAGAACAGUCUGUACGAACCACUACCCGGCUCACUGACAGCGGCCGCCAGGGAACAGCAGGAGAUUGAAGUCGUGGAGAACAGUCUGUACGAACCCUUCCCCGCCUCCAUGACAGCACCCACCAAUCAGUGAACAGCAAGAGACAGUAGUCGUGGAGAACAGUCUGUACGAACCGGUCAACAGGGAUUACCUCUAGCCAUUGCAUGUCAGAGGCACACCCUCCAAUCCACGGCCACUGUCCCUAACACGCCUAGACUGACUGUUCCCGCUCCACUCGACUUCGGAAACCUUGAUGAUGUAGGUUAUUGACACGACACCAGACACACAUUGCAGGAAGGCGUGAACAUUGUCCUGUCGGCGGCCUGAUCCCCAGCCAUUCCUGUAACUUGUUUGCCUUCCGUGCUGAGGACCGUUCGCCUGUAGCAGUAAUUCAACUAUCGGACACGAGAUGGGAGCCACGAUCAGAUGGUCUCACGGAAGGGAAGGGAAACUCGCCUGGCAGUGGGAACAUCUUUGCCGAGAUAAGACAACGCGACACCACCAGAGGAAGGUACCCCCCCUGUGACCUUUGUGUUAGCAGGUAACUUAUGGGAUGACAUUUUGUUUAACAGCAAUACGACCAACAGGCUCAUCCAGUCGCCAGGUACGACGAUUGUGGUGCUGAAGACAUGUGUUGCUCGUGUUCUCCAAAUGGAGCUGGGGCGUUUGAUUCCAGUUGUCAGCAGGAAAAAAACUAUUGCUACUCCCGAAGAUUCCUUGGCGUCUGUCUGUGUGUGGCAAUGACCCCCAAGAGGCACACCCAGACCCUGGAUUCCUGCCGGGAGUGACGCCAGGAACUCCAGGUCCUGCUGUAGGCGCCGAAGGGACCUUUAGUGGACAGUGAAGAUACAACUACAGCGAUCCACCGAGAACCUGAUGCUGAUUUUAUGAUCUUGAUGAUUUAGUUAAUAAGUUACCAAAUAAGGGAAAAAAUGGCUUAAACAAUACUGUUAAUGAUUAUCAAAAUGGUUUUUUUUUCAGAUACUUAUCUUAAUGUAUAAUACUUGUACAUGUGUAUCCCUGUUCUGUAUUGCUCUGUGAUUUGUCCAUGCGAGUGUUCCGCAACUGUGUGAUGCUGUUGUGUUCAGCCCUGACGUGCGUGUAUUAAUACAUGUGAUCAGUCUGCAGCACCCCAUUGUGCACGUCAUUAUAUUGUGUUCAGCCCUGACGUGCGUGUAUUAAUACAUGUGAUCAGUCUGCAGCACCGCGUUUUGCACGUCAUUUCAACUUUUUUUAUGGUAUUUAAUUUCAUAAAUCAGUCAAUCUUUUUCCCGUUGGGGGCGGGGACGUAAUUCAUGCCUCCCUGCUUGUUACUGUUGUUUUGGAAUGUGAGAAAUAAGUCAAUCUUUUUUGCUCGUUGGGAGACAGGGAAAACGUAAUUCAUGCUUUCGUACUUGUUAAUGUUGUGUUGGAUGGUGACAUAUUAAUCCCUUUACCUUUGAGGGGGCGGGGAGAUGUGUUUCAUGCCUAGGUACUCGUCACUGUUGUGUUGGAUGGUGACAUAUUAAUCCCUUUACCUUUGAGGGGGCGGGAGAUGUGUUUCAUGGCAAGGUACUCGUCACUGUUGUGUUGGAUGGUGACAUAUUAAUCCCUUUACCUUUGAGGGGGCGGGAGAUGUGUUUCAUGCCUUGGUACUCGUCACUGUUGUGUUGGAUGGUGACAAGGUUCAGCGAGUGCCCGCCGCUGUUGUGCAAAAUCCUCGGGCUGCAUUACGUGUGUCUGGGCCAGCACCACGGCCAUCCUGACACACUAGAAGCUACAACAGAACAAAACAUAUAGCUACUACAGGCAACUUUCACGGUGUUAAAAGAAAAUCUAAACCUUUAGUACAACACGGCUAUGAAGUAACAAACAUCUGUGCUUUUCUUGCAUCUUUGGGGUAUUUUGCACAACGCCGUCCCCUCCCCGGAAGAGUGUGGUGCCGCGGCCGCCUCGGGAACACACGGACGGCGCGACUCACGGGAAUGUCAGACUGUCCGCGGGGUUUGGCUUGCACAGUGUGAUGAAUGAUUAUGUCACGCUGCCCCCUGUUAUCUGAUUCUGUGACUUGACAUUAAUAAAAGCAUA
Messenger RNA from Eriocheir sinensis (Chinese mitten crab), 3090 nucleotides. RefSeq lists its product as uncharacterized. The record is from RefSeq and is a predicted model, not a curated record. The coding region runs from base 88 to 1116 and encodes 342 amino acids. NCBI's taxonomy places the organism in Eukaryota, Metazoa, Arthropoda, Malacostraca, Decapoda, Varunidae. The transcript has 4 exons.